AUGGAGCCCAACAGUCCCAAAAAGAUACAGUUUGCUGUACCUUUGUUCCAGAGUCAGAUUGCACCCGAAGCGGCGGAGCAGCUGGGCCUUUGUUGUUCACAGAUCAGGAAAAGAAGACCUACACCGGCAUCACUUGUGAUUCUCAAUGAACACAACCCGCCAGAAAUAGAUGACAAGAGGGUGACCAACACGCAAGCAGAAUCACAGAAUGCAUCUCCGAAGCAGAGGAAGCAGAGCGUGUACACAGCACCCACCAUGAAAGGGGUUAAACACUUGAAAGGCCAGAGUGAAUCAGCAUUCCCUGAAGAAGAAGAAGGUGUCAACGAAAGAGAAAAGCAAUGGGACCAUUAAUUACGGGGCUGCAGCAAGAGGGCUUCUUGGGAGUACGAACUAUUAACUUUUCUGAAUAACCCACGGACGCUACUGCUUGACUUCCAGAAGCAUUCUCCACCUGUGCUCUCCACACUCAUACCGUAGUAGUACACCUCCUCGGAAGCCCUCCUCGAUUGAACUUGAGAACUAAGUACAGAUUGUUCCAUAUCACUUACACGUAAAGAACAAGCACUUAUUUUACAGGGGUUUUUCUCUUUCAUGACAUUGACAUUUGCAAACAUGGGAGUGUCCUAACUUUAAUACUGCUGAGCUUAAUUGCUGAUGUCCUACUGACAUAGUUUGCCUUCUAAGGUCAAAUGUAAAUGGCAGCAAUUUAAGAGUAAAAAGUAAAUAUUAAAUACAUUUAGACAUGAAUGUGUGUCUGGG
This is a messenger RNA of Myotis lucifugus (little brown bat), 759 nucleotides long. RefSeq names its product protein phosphatase 1 regulatory inhibitor subunit 1C (gene PPP1R1C). The coding region runs from base 1 to 351 and encodes 116 amino acids. Gene Ontology annotation, cellular component: cytoplasm. The transcript is spliced from 5 exons. Gene Ontology annotation, biological process: intracellular signal transduction. NCBI's taxonomy places the organism in Eukaryota, Metazoa, Chordata, Mammalia, Chiroptera, Vespertilionidae. Gene Ontology annotation, molecular function: protein phosphatase inhibitor activity. The record is from RefSeq and is a predicted model, not a curated record.